Molecule: messenger RNA, 6929 nt
Organism: Cyclopterus lumpus (lumpfish)
Lineage: Eukaryota; Metazoa; Chordata; Actinopteri; Perciformes; Cyclopteridae
Gene: nol4la
Product: nucleolar protein 4-like a
Exons: 11
Coding region: 1-2061 (686 amino acids)
Source: RefSeq, a predicted model, not a curated record
AUGGCAAUGAAAAAGGCGUGCGUGGAUGCGCCCAAAAGGAGCCGGAGUCCGGUCGUGUUGGAGGCGGAGAUGUUCAGUGAAUUUCAGGACUGGUGUCUCCGGACUUAUGGAGACUCCGGUAAAACAAAGACCGUCACCCGGCGAAAAUAUAACAAGAUCAUGCAGACACUGUUGCAGAACGAGGAGUCGGAUGGCGUGUAUAUCGACAACAGCCACAUCAACGCCAAAUUCAAAUUUUGGGUGAAGUCUAAAGGAUUUCAGGUCGGGACCAACGUGUUGGGAGAGCACAUCAAGAAGGGAGCUCCGGGGAAACCAGUUCUAUAUGUCCCAGUCAAGACAACGUGCUCGGAUGGGAAUUCGGCCCAAGACAACUCCUCCCUGAAACGUGUAGCUGUGGUGGAAGACUUCUUCGACAUCAUCUAUGCCAUGCAUGUGGAGAUGGGCGCCGACCCGGGAAGAGCACCCAAACAUGCAGGCCAAAAGAAGACCUACAAAGCGAUAGCAGAGACCUACGCCUUCCUGCCCAGAGAGGCGGUGACUCGGUUCCUAAUGAGCUGUGGAGAGUGUCAGAAGAGGAUGCACAUCAACCCGAGCACUGCGGAGUUCAAAGAAAAUGACAGACCCACCUCGCUGGUCCCGGACCUUAUUGAUUACAACAUGCCUCUCACUGCCACCUACCUGAAACAAAUGAAGCUGCAGUGCAUGACAGCCACUGAAAGGGAUGACAGUUCGGUGAGCAGCGAGGACAUGAACGGCGUUGAGCCGACCUGGGUCGCAGCUGAGCCGCCACCAGUGCGUGAGCCCAGUCCACCAAACGGAGAGAGAGUCAGCAACCCAGCAGCCCCCAUUAAAGAAGAGGAUGAUGACGUCUCCUCGGAGAGCGGCAGUGCCAACGGGCUGCCGGCCCUGACCUCCCCUGAGGCGCUGGCUGUGGGUGGGAACCCCCCAGAUGGUGUGGCCCCUUACGGGGAGGUGACGGAGAACGGGCUGAGCGCUCCCCUGGACUUCAGCACCACCUCGCCCUCGUCCACCUCUGAGGAUCAGCAGCCGGUCAAUCUGAGCGACAGACUGCUGCCGGCGGGGAGCUCGUCACCAAACUCUUACCCCGCAGAACCCAACAGGAAGUACCCCAUCAAAACAGAGUACAACAACAAGUCCCCUCCUUACAGCUCAGGGAGCUAUGACUCUGUGAAAACUGAACUGAGCAUGAGCGCUGAGGACUUGACCUCCGGUCGGGCGCAGAUAAUCGACGACGACGAUGACGAUCACGACGACCACGACGACAGUGACAAGAUCAAUGACGCUGAGGGCAUGGACCCUGAGAGACUCAAAGCCUUCAAUAUGUUUGUGCGUCUGUUCGUGGAUGAGAAUCUGGACCGCAUGGUGCCCAUCUCCAAACAGCCCAAGGAGAAGAUCCAAGCCAUCAUCGAGUCCUGUAGCCGCCAGUUCCCGGAGUUUCAGGAGCGCUCCCGCAAGCGCAUCCGCACCUACCUCAAAUCAUGCCGCCGUAUGAAAAAGGGUGGUUUUGAGAUACGACCAACACCUCCUCACCUCACCUCUGCCAUGGCUGAGAACAUCCUCGCUGCCGCCUGUGAGAACGAAACCCGAAACGCUGCAAAGAGGAUGCGGCUCGAUGUCUACCCAGCGGUAAAUGAUGAACCGGAUUCUGUUGACAAGACCAACUCAAGGGACCCGGCGUCUGUGGCCCCGUCAGGGUUCACCAUCUCCAGCGCAGCUUUUGCCCAAGACCAGCUCUACACCAACGGAGGCCUCAACUACAACCUGCGGGGAUACGGGACAGUCGGCAGCAACCAGCAGAACUCUGGUGCUGCACACACCAACGGUCCCACAGAUCUGAGUAUGAAGUCAGUCGGCCCAAACUCCACCACCUCCAGCUCCAACAGUCACGGUCAGGGAGGCGGCGGCGGCGGCGCUUCGGCUCAGCUCAGCCCCCCGGAGGUCACGGCGGUGAGGCAGCUCAUCGCAGGUUACCGGGAGUCCGCCGCCUUCCUGCUCCGCUCAGCGGACGAGCUGGAGAAUCUGAUCCUGCAGCAGAACUGAGUCCGAGCCAAACCUUCUCGCAGCCUGUCCAUCUCUGUCGCCCUCGGUCACACAUCUCUGGGCGGACAUUCAUACAAAGACACAAAUGCACACGAGUGAUACUGCAGCGCACAGUGGGUCCUGUAGGUACAGUACCUUUACUUAUUCCCCACGUGUUUAUGUGUUUGGACGGGCCAGAACAUAUCACAGGCUGACAAAUGUUUAUUUAUGCAUUUGGUUCACUUUGACCUUAGUGCCCUGUUAUUUGUAGCCAUUCAUCCCAUUCAGUUCAUUUUAACCCUUCAACCUUCAUUCGUCUCAGGAAGCGAUGAUCUAUGUGAAAGCGUUAUCUUCAUUGGUGCACAGGGGAGAACCAGAACCUUAAGUGAGCUGUGACCAUGAUGCCACAUUGGCUCGUUUAUGCAGAUGUUUGGACAAAUUAAUAGUUGAAUGGUAGCGAUUUAGUAUCAUAUCCUUGUUUCUAUUUUUACACCAACCUAAAAAUAUGCUGUACAGUGGCAUGAUCCGAUCGGGUCGUCUGAAUCAAGUCAUUUCUAAACGAUAAUUCUCUCCAAAUUCACUUCUGUUUCAUGGAAAGUUUGGAGUAUUGCAUUCUGAAAGUCUGCAGAUGAAUCGCUGCUAAUUCCACUGACCUCAACUGCUACAGAAGGAUGUGCUGACUUAAAUAUACGCAAAAAAAAACAGGACAGUGUUUGAUAGUUUUCACCUGAAAAGUUUGACCGCCAGAUCCGUCAAAGCUAUACCUCGGUCCUGCUCUGCUGGAGUGGUUUACAGAAUCGUAGACAUGUGGUUACUAAGAGAGAAAAGACUCAUUACCCAACUUUAUUUUAAUUAUUUUAUGAUGAAUAUUUCUUUCACGGGCAACUUCUCAUUACUUAAAAAACGAAAGGAGGCUUUUACAAAGCCUGGGUAUGCAAAUUGAGGUCAGAGACACCUGUCAGGGAAAAAAAGGAGAUUAAUAUAUUGUUUAGACUCUUGGUUUAUAACCAGUGCUACUGGAACAGAGGAAAACGGUGCAAUAUUGAAGAUAAUCAGUAAUGGUGUGCUUACUGAAAUGACUCAGACUUGCAAAAGCGUUUUAAGGCAAAAAGACGGAGUACUUUACAACAAUCUCUUCUCGCUGUAACUGUCAAGUUGUAAAAAAAAAAAACAAAGAAGAAAAAAAAAGAAACGAUAUCCCAUGCAGCAUUGUAGCCAAUUUCAAUGUUGUUUGUUGUGAAUACCGAUCUUUGAUCGCGAACCUCAUAACUGAGGCACUUUCAUGUAUUGGGAUCAGUCAGCCGUCGUGGUAAACAGAAAUGGGACCUGGCAGAAAAAUGAGACUUAAUGUUGCACGUCUUCUUUUUCUUUUCUUUUUUUUUUACUUUCAAGUGAUUUUUGGGGUCUUUUCGUGAAGGAAUUGUCCUGUGAGUAUUUUGUAAGUUAAAAAGGAGCAUAUUGAGCUCACAUGCAUCGGUGUAACCCCUAACAUCCAUGUGGCUUUACUGGAUGUGGUGUGAGUGUGUGUGGGCUGUAUCAUUCCGUCUGACCUCAGCUGUGUCAAACCCUCUCGCUCAUCUCCAUCAUAGAUAUCAUGUCUGAAAACACACUGUCUGAAAAGAAGCAAGAGACAAUCUUUGAGAAUGAUGUAAUCGCAUCACAGUUUACUCUCCCAGCUUUCUGCAAGUGUGUGUGUGCGUGUGUGUGUGUGUGUGUGCGUGUGUGUGUGUGUGUGUUGGUGGUCUGAGUGCACACAAGAGUACUCAAAGCAGAUCUAGAGCACAGUCUCACAACAGACACUUUUAAUGGCGAGUCACUCGGCACAAAAAACAUGUUGUUUAAGUGUGUGUGUGUGUUUUUAUUCCCUUUUUUAUGUUGGUGUAAGUGUUGGUAUUGACAGUAUGUUUAUGGUUUUCUGCUUGUGUAUAAGUGGAGUGACCCAGUUUGUACCACAUCAAUCUGUGAAGAUUUAAUUCAGUCGGCUGAAACAUUCCAAACAAGGACAAUGACUCUUCAAGCGGCCGAAAAGUGGCUCGCACCUUAUUGAUUAGUCAAAGUUUAGAGAGAUAUAUUUCUGUAUUUAUCACAAAUCUUAUCAAAUUUAUCAGUAAUUUAUCAUGAAUCAGUCUAUUUCUCACCACCACCAGGCUGGUCUAGAGUUGGAUUCACAUCCUAAAUGACCAUUUCACAUUUUUAUUCCCAUUGUCAUGAUUGGGAUUGCAUUACAUUUAAAUUAUUUUAAACUAUUGCAAGUUUGGAAGCACUUUAAAGCUCAGGAUUAAGGUAACAGUGAUUUGAGUGUGUCUUUACCUCAUUUGGAUUAUCAGCUUCAGUUCAAACAUAUUAGGAACUGAUUAUGACAACGGACCGAAGCAGCGCUCAUGCUUUAUAGAUGAAAAAAAGCAUACAGCUCCUUUUUUGAAAACCUCGUUGGAGCUCAGUUUGAACUCAUUGCAGAGGGGUGUUUAAUAAAGGAGACUCAGAAAAGCCAAGUUUAUUGUCAAAAGUCCGUCUCAAAUUCGUCUAUCAACUGGAGCAUAAUAAUGGUUUGGAGCUGAAUCUGUUUCAUCUCAUGAGGAGUGGCUCGUAGAGAUGAACCUACAGAUAAUUAUCGCCUGUAUCUGCAGCUCCCCUCGACAUUACAGAACUUUAAAGUGGGUUUUGGCACAUUGUUUAGGUGUCCUGGCUGCCCACUGCCACUGUGCACUACCUGCUCAGCACAAAACAGCAGACAGACACAGUCAGCGACUAGCCGGUGAACACAGUCGAGCAAUUAGCAGCUGAAGAGAGACUCCCUCAGCAGAUGGUGGGGACCAAAAACGGAGCUAAAACAGAAUAUUACAGGGAGACAGAAACAGCACCCCAAAUUAAUAAUAACGUUGUUUCGUAUCAGCUUAAUGUUUAAAUAAGCAACUGUUUUGAUAACACGUUCACCGCAUCAACUUAAAAAAAGUGAUGAUAUGAUCUGUGUUUGCAGUGUUAAGCUAUCAGUUGGAUUGUGUUUCUUGGUUUGUACAAGUGACACAACAGCUUUAAUUGAGUUGCAUUUAAAAGCACAUUCGUCCACUUGAAUCCGGUGAAGGAUGACAGAUUCAUUGUAAAACACAGUUUACGCCUGAAAGCUAACCCGACACAAACCGGGGCUUCAAGACAGACUUCUUUAAACCUUCUGAUUUACUGAAAUACGCCUGCUUUAUGAAACACCCCUCUGGACAUAAUCAUAGAUGUACGUGGGACCCGAGUCCUCACACAUGUCUUCCUUGUCUCCUCCAACCUGCUCGUUCGUCACUGCAGCCGCUCAGAUCCUCCCACGUCAAACUCAGUGAUGUCACGCUGUCCCAUUCUCACAACCAAACAUUAGCUUGCAGAUUUUGUAAACUGUCUUAAGUCUACGCUGAGCAACAUUUGUGCUGAAGUUACUGUGAUCAACGACAACCACUUGUUGUCAUGUUGUUGUUUUGUUUUUUCUAAUAAUGCCCAAUGGAUUUUCUCUUUGUAUUGACUGGACAAUGUAAUCUAUUGGUGUUAAAAUGCCCUGGUAGCUUGUGGAUUGCUUAAGUGGUCAGAUAAAUGUACUGUAUAGCUGUACAAAGAGUGAUACAAGAUGUUUUAAACCUUUCUUUUCUCUGGGUACAGCACCGUUAAAAAAGAAAAAAAAUCAAAGUGGUUUUAGCCUUUGCUCGUUUUAACUUAUCAUUUGGUGGUGGUCUGUAUUACUUCUAUUGUUAUUUAUAUUAUUUCAAUUGUUGCCUCUCCUGCACUGAUAAGAGACUGUAGCUCUGUGCAGGAGGUUGUACUGUAAACCUGUGUGAAGCUUUGUAUCCCCCCCCUCUGGUUUUGGACUCAGUGAAAGUGUGAUGUUUACAUGUACAGUUUUUCAGAAUACAUUUGUGUUUUAUUCAGGCUAUAUUUUUCUUUUCCUCACCUGCACCCCAAAUCUGUGUACAUUUGCCCAGAUAUUUCCCUUUUUGUUGUUUCAUCGCAUCAAAGUGCAGACGUGCACCUCUUUGACUUCUUGGUCACGCGGUCAUGAAGUGUGCCAUCGGGUCGGCUCGAUGUUGUGGUGGCUUUCAGCAUUAAAAUAGAAAAGGUAAAUCUUAAGUAAACGGGAGCUUCACAACUUCUCAAAGUGGACCAGCAAAGACUUAUUAAGGAUCAACUUUAAUCACCUGUUUUAGAAUACUAUUGUGGCCUAAAUGGAGAUCGGUGGGGUGUAGGUACAUUUAUUAUACUACAUUAAGUGCUCAGAACCUUUUAAUAUCCUGGCCGUAUUUUCAGGGAAAAGUCCUUAAUCCGACUGGUACCCUGAAAGGUACACUUUGACCUGUUGUAAUAUCUCCUUGGUAACAUAAAGCCAUUCCCCUCUCCUGGCCUUUUUUUAAGGGGAACCCAUAAACCUCAGGAAAUACUGAAUCUCCAAGUUUAGUUUUUAUCCAGUGAUUUCUUCUGAAAUGAGAUUUAAAUCUCAAAAAGAAAACCAUUAACAUUUAUACGAGAUGUCUAUUGUUUUGUACAUUCGUCAUUGUGAUUUAAAAGUGGAACUUUUUCCAGUACCUGUGACCUAAUAGUUUGAUUUUUUUUGGGAGUGUUUAUAGGUAUGGAUAUUUAUUAUUAUAUGUGAAACAAAAAGACAAAAGAAAAGGUUGAACCUGUUUCAUUUGUAUGUGUGUUUCAUGCAAAAAUGUCCAGGUGAGAUUCUCUCUGCCUAUUACAUAUCACUGAUGAGGGACCUGUGUUUGUUUGGAAAUAGCGCUUUUUCAGUGUUGCAUCAACGCUAUGAAAAAAAGAAAAAGAAGAAAAAAAAACACACACCAGUGGUUUUACCAACAGCAGAGCUCCAAGGCGCUCCUCUUCUCCUGAGAUGUCAGUAAUUGAAUAAAACAGUUCGA